UUCCGUGUCGCUCGGAGAGUGGGAGAAGGCAAGAUGGCGGCGGCAGUGCGUGGAGCUCCCGGGCUGCGCCGGCGGAGGUCGAUGGCAGCUUCUCUAGCCGCGGCGCUGGUGCUCCUAUGCCUGGCGCGGGAGGCGGCGGCCGGGGGAGGCGGGACCCGCACGCUGGUGCUGCUGGAGAACAUGAACCUGAAGGACACGCACUCGCUCUUCAUGCGCAGCCUGGCAGAUAGGGGCUUUGAUCUCACCUUCAGGACUGCAGAUGACCCUGGCUUGUCUCUCAUUAAAUAUGGAGAGUUCCUGUAUGACAACCUGAUUAUCUUCUCUCCAUCUGUAGAAGAUUUUGGAGGCAACAUUAAUGUGGAGACCAUUGCUGCUUUCAUCGAUGGAGGGGGAAGCAUCCUUGUGGCAGCCAGUUCAGAUAUUGGCGAUCCCCUUCGAGAGCUGGGAAGUGAAUGUGGCAUAGAAUUUGAUGAGGAGAAGACAGCUGUCAUUGACCAUCACAACUACGAUGUCUCUGAUCUGGGUCAGCACACCCUCAUUGUGGCAGAUUCUGAGCACCUCCUGAAGGCUCCGACUAUUGUGGGGAAGAAGCCUCUGAAUCCCAUCCUCUUUCGGGGAGUUGGGAUGGUGGCUGAUCCCGACAACCCUCUGGUUCUAGAUAUCCUGACUGGCUCCUCAACCUCUUACUCCUUCUUUCCUGACAAACCCAUCACACAGUACCCUCAUGCUGUUGGGAAGAACACGCUCCUGAUUGCUGGACUCCAGGCCCGGAAUAACGCCCGUGUUGUCUUCAGUGGUUCCCUGGAUUUCUUCAGUGACGCCUUCUUCAACUCUGCUGUGCAGAAAGCUACCCCUGGCUCCCAGAGGUACUCGCAGACGGGGAACUACGAGCUGGCCAUGGCUUUGUCGCGCUGGGUGUUCAAGGAGGAAGGCGUCCUUCGUGUGGGAGAGGUGUCCCACCACCGGGUGGGGGAGAUAGUGCCCCCUAGUGCCUACACCGUCACAGACCUGGUGGAAUACAGUAUCGUAAUUGAGAAGCUCUCUGAUGGGAAGUGGGUCCCCUUUGAUGGCGAUGAUAUCCAGCUUGAAUUUGUCCGCAUCGACCCGUUUGUGAGAACUUUCCUCAGGAGGAACGGAGGCAAGUACAGUGUCCAGUUCAAGCUGCCCGACGUCUAUGGAGUCUUCCAGUUCAAAGUGGAUUACAACCGGCUGGGCUACACCCACCUGUACUCCUCCACCCAGGUAUCGGUUCGCCCCCUCCAGCACACGCAGUACGAGCGAUUCAUCCCCUCGGCGUACCCCUACUAUGCCAGUGCCUUCUCCAUGAUGGUGGGCCUCUUCCUGUUCAGCAUUGUGUUCCUCCACAUGAAGGAGAAGGAGAAAUCGGACUGAGGGUCUCCCAGCGAGAGGAGUAGGGAGCCCACCUCUUCCAAGGCGGUGGCCCCAAGCAGUGCAGGCGCUGAGUGCACACAACAUUUGGAGACUGGAAGUCCUCAGGGUCGAGGGACCAGGGCCUGGUGGGUGGGGAUUAGGACUUUGGGGGUGGGCCAAGGGGAAGGAAGCAGAUGCCUCUUGGAGGAAGAGAAGGAAGAGUGAGCAGUCCCUGAAUGAACUCUUACAGAAGCCAUGUGUCAGUUCUUUUGUGGAUGUCUCUCAAACAUGCUUACUGCCACUGUGACUUGUUUCUGGUCUCCCAACAAAAGAUUGCUGUACUUGAAUUUUGUUUUCUGAAAUAAAGCAGCCUCACCUUCCAGUGA
Messenger RNA from Lacerta agilis (Sand lizard), 1757 nucleotides. It is a transcript of the gene DDOST, whose product is annotated as dolichyl-diphosphooligosaccharide--protein glycosyltransferase non-catalytic subunit. NCBI's taxonomy places the organism in Eukaryota, Metazoa, Chordata, Lepidosauria, Squamata, Lacertidae. The transcript is spliced from 11 exons. Bases 34 to 1392 code for a protein of 452 amino acids. The record is from RefSeq and is a predicted model, not a curated record. Gene Ontology annotation, cellular component: endoplasmic reticulum membrane; oligosaccharyltransferase complex.